AUGACGUUACCGAGAAAUGCUGACUACCGCAACUUCUCAAACAGAGAAGUGCGUUUCGCGUUUCUGUGCAUGCUUCACGUUGGCGGACUCCGACCAUUGCGGGGUUCCUGCGAGCGCCCACGCAGAGCGGGCUAUCUAUUUCCUGUAACAGACAUCGUUGCUGACGUCCGAGGGGUCCAAGAAGGGCCGGGCCGACAGAAGAGUAUUGCGCAUCCGCAUCCGUAACAGCGCGGACCAGCAAACGGUCGGCAAUCUCUGA
Ceraceosorus bombacis is the source of this 259-nucleotide messenger RNA. NCBI's taxonomy places the organism in Eukaryota, Fungi, Basidiomycota, Exobasidiomycetes, Ceraceosorales, Ceraceosoraceae. The record is from the annotation of a GenBank genome assembly.